UCCCGAUGUAAAGUUCCGGUCAGGCGGGCCGGAAGAACCUACCGUCGCUCCACGCUCGGCAUCAGUCUCCAUGGGAAAGGAAUCCCGAGUCUUCUGAAGUGAACCAGAGCGGUUUAGUGGGAGCGGGGCCCACCCAGGCGAGGAGGACCAGGGAAUUCCGCCUGGACAGUGUGUCGAACAUGAACGAUUGGGUGCCCAUCGCCAAGGAGUACGACCCACUUAAAGCUGGCAGCAUCGAUGGCACUGACGAAGACCCACACGAUCGUGCAAUCUGGAGGGCGAUGUUGGCACGAUACACCCCCAACAAAGGCGUCACAGGAGACCCCCUUCUCACUCUGUUUGUGGCCAGACUCAACCUGCAGACCAAAGAGGAAAAGUUAAAGGAAGUGUUUUCACGCUAUGGGGAUAUCCGGCGGCUUCGGCUGGUGAGGGACUUGGUCACGGGCUUCUCAAAGGGCUACGCCUUUAUCGAAUACAAAGAGGAGCGUUCUCUGCUCAAAGCCUACCGGGAUGCUGAUGGCCUGGUCAUCGACCAGCACGAGAUAUUUGUGGACUAUGAACUGGAGAGAACCCUCAAAGGGUGGAUCCCUCGGCGAUUGGGAGGGGGCCUGGGGGGGAAAAAGGAAUCUGGGCAGUUGAGGUUUGGGGGGCGGGAUCGGCCUUUUCGACAGCCCAUUAACUUGCCAGUAGUUAAAAAUGACCAGUUUCGAGAGGGAAAGAGGGAGCGGAGGGAGCGAUCUCGAUCCCGGGAAAGACACUGGGACUCCAGGAUGAGGGAUCGGGGCCAUGACAGGGGCCGGGACAAGAGGUGGCAGGAGAGAGAACCAGCAAGGGUGUGGCCUGAAGGUGACUGGGAGAGAGAGAGGGACUUCAGAGAUGACAGGGUCAAGGGGAGGGAGAAAAGGGACAGAAGUAAGUAGACCCCCCCCAUCUCCCACUCCCCUUGCCAGAGGAAGGUGCAGCAUCAGUACAAGUUCAGGGAGAACUGCCUCACUUGUAUAUGGAUUCUAAGUCCAGGGGUGGAAUAAAAUGUACUGAUGAUAAUCAGGUUGAGGUUUCCUUUUGAUGACUUUGGAACCCAGGUUCUACCUGAACAUGUUGAUACUCUUCAUUUUCUCUUCAUCUUAGAGUUUUUUUGGUUUUUGUUUUUGUCAUUUUUGCCUUUUCGAGGGCCGCUUCCCACAGCAAAUGGAGAUUCCCAGCCUAGGGGUCUAAUUAGAGCUGUAGCCACUGGCCUACACCAGAGCCAAAGCAACUCGGGAUCCGAGCCGCGUCUUUGACCUACACCACAGCUCACGGCAACGCCAGAUCCUUAACCCACUGAGUGAGGCCAGGAAUCGAACCCGAAAUUUCAUGGUUCCUAGUCGGAUUCGUUAACCACUGUGCCACGAUGGGAACUCCUAUCUUACAGUUUUAAGGACAUGUUAUUUGAUAAGCUUGAGAAACAGUUUUGUAGGCACUGGCACCUGUAUGGAAGGACCUGUGUAAGGAGCUACCACCGUCAUUUAAUUUGGUAGCAGAGAAUUCCCCAUCUAUUGGAGUGUCCACUCGGAAGGAUUGACAAAAAGAGGUGAUGACCAAAAAUCAUUUGCAUUGAUGUGACUCCUGGGAACCCCAGUUUCGUCAGAACUUAAGUUGUAUCUUUUCUAUCUUUAUGUCCAUAGUGCAAGGUUGGUUUUUGUUUUUUUGUUGUUGUUGUUGUUUUUUUAAUUUUUAUGCCCUCACCCUGGCCAUAUGGAAAUUGCCAGGCUGGGGAUUGAGUCUGAGCUGUAGCAACACCGUGUUUUUUAACCCACUGUACUGGGCUGGGAAUUGGAACUCACACCUUCACAGUGACCCUGCUGCUGCAGUUGGAUCCUUAACCCACUGAGCCACAAUGAGAACUCCCACAAUGCAAGGGUUUGCUGAAUUGAAAUAAAAAUGGGAUAGAGAAAUGAAUCCAAGGAGAAUGUCCAGGGACUUGGUACUACAAGCCAGUCUUCACAGUGAUCUGGAUUGGCAACCAGCUUCUCUUGAACAAAUAGAACUCCAUUCUCAAGCCAAAUGCUACUUUUUCCUUUCCUUUUUUGGUACAGUGGCUGGCGUGUAAGAUAAAAGACCCCAGAGUUGCAGGAAUGGUCUGUGGCAAUCUUUCAGCCCUCUGAAGGAGAAAGCUCAAAAGAAGUGAGUGAAAUGCAAGGGAAGUCAAUGAGAGGUUCAUGUCUAGUUCUGAUGGAUUGAUUUGCUUUUUCCCUCUUGAUCAUCCAGGCUUUGUCUUUUUGAGAGCUGGAUCUACAGACCUUAAUUUCUGAGGGCUUCGAAUAAGUACCAUACUGUUCACGUGAUUUUCAAGAAAGUUGCAUUUAACAUUUUUGUUUUAUCCAUGACUGUAUCUUUGAAUUUGAAAAUUCAGGUUCUUAAAAUUUAAGAUGUCUCAUGCAAAAUGUCUGAUUUUAGCAUCAAGACUCACAUUCAUUACUAGGAAUAUGAAUCUCAUUGUUCUAUAGGGAACCUAUGGUAUCUUAAAAUUGCUCUCAACUGUUAGAACCAUUUAGAAAAAUAUACUCUUUCCUUUGUACAUUUCCAGUGCAGAAUUUUACUAUCUCCUAAGUGUCAGAAAACAGCCUUGCAGGAACACCCUUCUGAUUUCACCCCCAUUUCAUUUACAAAGUGUGUUGUAAGAAAAAAAAAAUAAAAAGGAAAAAGAAAGAAAGAAAGAGAGGAAGUUCCUUUUGUGGCUCAGCAGAAACGAGCCCAACUGGUAUCCAUGAGGUGGGUUCGAUCCUUGGCCUCGCUCAGUGGGUUAAGGAUCUGUCGUUGCCUCCAGCUGUUGUGUGGGUCACAGACACGGCUAGGAUCAGCAGCUACAGCUGUAGGUUGGCAGCUGCAGUUCUGAUUCCGACCCCUAGCCUGGGAACUACCAUAUGCCGUGGGUACCGCCCUAAAAAGCAAAAAGAAAGAAAACAGUGCAUUGUGGGCUAGAGUUAGGUACGUUAGCUAACAGGAGUGUUCCACAUCAGGGAAGGUGUGUUGUGUGUUAGAUUCAGAAGAAGUAUAUCCAGUGGCAGCUUUUACAUAGUCUGAGCUGGCAGUUGUCAACCCUGAGUACCAGAACAUGGAUGAAAAAAAUGUGCACACUCAGACCCACCCCUGGACAUUUGGACUUAGUCUUAUAUCAGUCCUAGUAACUAAAAAUUACAAAAAACAAACAAACAAAAAAA
Molecule: messenger RNA, 3200 nt
Organism: Sus scrofa (pig)
Lineage: Eukaryota; Metazoa; Chordata; Mammalia; Artiodactyla; Suidae
Gene: SNRNP35
Product: small nuclear ribonucleoprotein U11/U12 subunit 35
Biological process (GO): mRNA splicing, via spliceosome
Cellular component (GO): precatalytic spliceosome; U12-type spliceosomal complex
Molecular function (GO): snRNA binding; mRNA binding
Source: RefSeq, a predicted model, not a curated record